UGUGAGCCAGCGCAGCUAUUGGCUGGAGGUCUGUGCGCUCUGACGAUGGAGAGCUGCAAUAACCAGCUCACACACUGACUCCACACAGCAAACUGAAGGGACCAUGUCGCAGUUCACUCUGGGAGUUCACCUGCAGAUCCUGCUGGCUGUGGGUCUGGCUGUGUUCUGCUAUUGUCUGGUUCUUGGUUGCAUCCUUUGUUGUCGUAGAAAGAAGAGCAUUUCAUCGGAUGACAAGGAAGCAGUUUUCUUGUCUCCUCAUCCUGCUGAGAGAGUUGCCGUGACACUGACUCCAUCUCUGUGCACGCAGCCUGUCAAGCAGCAGUAUGAGGAAUUGGAUGGGGAUGUGUUGGACUUUCCUUCCUCUAAAAGCAGCUCUUCUCCCUCUGAGGAUGAUCUCACUGCUCUGCCCUUCGACCGCAGCCCCACCAGGUCUGCUGAGCUGGUUCAGUCUCGGUCUUCUUUCCCAAUGCGGCGCCUCAGCACUCCAGCUGCUCCCUGCUCACCCAACAAACCUCAAAGUCAUGGCAGGGCCUCUUUGCCGUCCAUCACUAAGUUGAGUUUUGUGUCUAAAUCCCGUCGGGCGAUGGGUCGGCGCAGCACUGUGAGUGGAGAAAGUUUCGUCUACAGUGAGAGCAGCUGUUUGACUGCUGCUGCCGCCAGAUCUCCUGUCCAGCAAGGGGAGGCCAGUCUGUCACAGUAUGGCUCCAACUCUGUCUCCAUCCUCUCCAAGUCAGCUCCUGUCCUGCACUUCUCCCUGCUCUUCUCCUCUGCCUGUGGCAAUCUGGUGGUCAACAUCCUGGGUCUGUUGGGGGCCAGUCGAAGGCGUAGUGGGAUGUUUGUUCGAGCCAGCCUUCCUCCACUCUGUCCCUCUCCUCAGCAGAUAGCCUCACGGCGGCGCAGCCUCAGUCCAGAGCUCCACAGCCAGAGCUUUGUGCUGCAGGUGGGAACUGUGGAAGAGCUGCGGACCUGCACUUUGAGACUGGCUGUCUACAGCAGGGACUUCUCUGGCCUCAGAGAGGCUGCGCUGGGGGUGCUGGAGCUGCCCUGUGAGCAGAUGGACUGGGAGCCUGACACCACUGCGACCUACACCAGGCAGCUCAACCCAACAAAAAGCAAGCUGAAAAAGAGUGUGAGUUCUCAGGAGACGCUGGGUCGCAGGAAGAGCUCGGUGUGUGUGCCGCGGGCGUUGGGACAGCUGUUCAUCCUGCUGCAGUACCAGACGUUGGCCCAGCGCAUCAAGGUGAUGGUCCGAAAGGCUGAGAAUCUGGCCAAGCUCACACGAAUCCCAGGAGCUCCAGAGCAUUAUGUUGUCAUUAACUUGCGUCAGGAUGGAAAAGUUAUUGGUACUAAGGAGACCAAAGGGGCCAGCGGUGCAAACCCCAUCUGGAACGCUCCUUUCCUGUUUGACCUGCCUCCUGGUGACAUCACUCAGCUGCCAUUGGUCCUUGAAUUCAUCAUUAUGCAGGGUCGUCUCUACACUAAGAGCAGUAUUCUGGGCCGAGUGCUGAUUGGCAGCGACGCUUCAGAGGCGGGACAGGGACACUGGAAGGAAAUGUGCAGUCGAGGCCAAAUGGAAACUGCUCGCUGGCACACCAUCCAAUCAGAUUUGCUGUAGGACCUGCUGAUAGACUGUGGGAACAUGUUGCUGUCUCUCUGCUAUUUUAGUUUGAAGGAUUUUUUUUUUUUUUUUACAGAUAUGACAACUUGACGGUUCUUCAUGUAACUUAUCAACAGACAUUGACGAUGAAUUGAAUAACUGGUGAUGCUGGCUGAUGAUCCAGAUGAUCCAUAGGCUGCUUUCCACUGCAGGAGCUCAGGGCAGGUAUGAGGUGGUGUGAACGUUUACAGGAUCAGUCCCAUAAUUGGCCUUUUCAUGAUCCUCUUGUUUUCUUCAAGUAUAAACAAUCAGCAUCAAGACCCACACAGCAGUUUUUCAGGGCUGCUCAGUAGUACCAACCCUGAAGUAGGCAUUUGUUUCACCCAAAACCCUAAAGAUGGGAAGUUCCUGCAUUCAAAACCUCUGAUAAAAAGUUUGUGCUGCCAUUAAACAGUCCACAAGUUCCUGCAGUGGACAAACAGCCUCAUGUGUACCUACCAGAGGCCUACAGAGGGAGAAGCAUUGAUCGUUGUAUGGUGUCAGGUGUAAGGAGGGAUGUGUAGCAGUUUUCUCCAUAUUAACAGUAUCCCCACAUUGCCUUUGUGAUUAUUUCCACUGUGACUUCUUGAACUGUAGUCUGUAAAACUUUACCAUUCUGGAUGUACUGUAUGAAACCUGUGCUGAUGUUGUAUUGUUUGUAUCGUGCCCAGAGACUACAAAUGUUGAUAGUGACUAGAACACAAAUUUGAAGCAUAUACAGUAUGUCACCACUGCUUGUGGUUUUCUGUGGUUUAUAACUGUGCCACUAUUUGUCCGUUAACACUGAAUGCCAUUCCAUACUAAUAUCUUGCUUUCAGGAUGAGUCUGUUAGAGUGGAUUCACUAUAUGUGGCACAGCUGCUGAACUAUUGUUUUAUUUUGUACAUUCACAAGCCAUAUUGCAAUUAACAUGUGGGGGCGUUGUGAUUCACAGUCACUACGGCUAGACAGCAGUGAUAUAUUGCAGGCAGCCUAAUGAUGCACGACAAGUGCAUCAUUUUAAAAAAUCUGUAGUGGUAUAAUGCAGAGCAGGUGAUAAUGAGAACUGUUUGUUUUUCUGAACCUUACAUUUUGUCUCUUGUGUUGCUGUGUAAAGUGAAUCACUGUGACUGCACACAAUGCAGUUCUCAUCCACUGUGGCUCUGUUGCUGUUGAACAUAACUAGCAGUUGUUAAGAUGAUGCUGAACACAGAUUUAACACCACAGUGCCAGGCAUGAAAGAAUUAUCUGUAUAUCCUUUUUUAAAAUCGCAAUCUCAUUUCAAAAUGAGUUAUAUUUGAAAAAAUUGACAUCUCCCCCAACAGAAGUACGUGUGAGUAUAACAAAUAUUUACAUUUAUUUCAUGUAUAUAAUAAUGAAAAUGUUAUUAACACUAACAUGUAAUGUUUAUUUUUUUGGAGUUCAGGCAACGUAUUGCUGUGUUGUGUUUGUAGAGUUUGUUAUUUAUGGUACACUGUCCAUGUCAGCUGGUGGCAUUUAUUGUCUCAACUGUAUAUGAAUGUCUUUACUUCUAAAAGGGAACAGUUUCAGCGAAUUUAAAAUAAGCCAAACAGAAAUUUUGCCAAACAAAUGUAGAUGGCUUUGAAUUGAACAAAGUCCAAAAUCAACAAAGUGAAGAAUAAAAGGUAUCAAACAGGGAAUCCAGUUCAUGAUGAUGUAUUCAAGGACAGCCUGACUCCAUAGAUUUGAGAAUCAGCUGUUGGGAUGGAUUGCAUUCACUGGCCCAUUUGCUGGAAGACAUUUUGUCACAGCAGGAAAAGCACAGGUGUAAAUAAUAAAAUGGAUGCAGGUUGAUUUCUACUCUGCUGUGACACUUUCAGGGGUCUGGCGGUUGUGUAUACUGGAUCACUGUAUGGCUUACUGGGACCACUGGGACAGAGCUGGUUAAGUUAUUAGAAACAUGCUUUCCCAACCUUCACAGGUCCAAAGGUCUGCUGUGAAUUGGCCUGUUGGUUUUGAAUUCAAGUGCAUUCAGACGAUAUUUUUGUUUUACUGUGUUUUCUUUUGUAAAAACAUCACUGGGACAUCUCACCAAAACAAUGAUUAAAUUUAUGCUUGUGAAAAGAUUA
Amphiprion ocellaris (clown anemonefish) is the source of this 3704-nucleotide messenger RNA. RefSeq names its product synaptotagmin-5. The record is from RefSeq and is a predicted model, not a curated record. The transcript has 5 exons. The coding region runs from base 104 to 1615 and encodes 503 amino acids. Gene Ontology annotation, cellular component: synapse; axon. Gene Ontology annotation, biological process: regulation of dopamine secretion; vesicle fusion; cellular response to calcium ion. Gene Ontology annotation, molecular function: calcium ion binding; calcium-dependent phospholipid binding; phosphatidylserine binding. Lineage: Eukaryota; Metazoa; Chordata; Actinopteri; Pomacentridae.